AAGAGUCCAAGCCUCUCUCUCUCACACACACACACACACACACACACAUAAAUAUACAGAAAGAGAGAGAGAGAGAGACACCCUCUGUUACACUUUGUGGAAUAGUGGAUUACUUCCCAAACUGAAUCACUCAUCGGGCAAAUCCAGGCAUGGUCAGGUGGCAGUGUGUCAGAGUGGUGCUGAAGUAUGAGAUGAACCAUGGAGCCAUACAGGAGGCCAGUCACUAGCCUUGCCAACAGCCAUACAGCCAACAGCAACAGAAGCAGCGCUAACCCAGGCAGACCCUGAAAGCAUGCAGCUGGGCCCUCACUAGCACCAAGUGGACCCGGUCCUCUCCUCUUCACCUGGGACCAGGGCUGCAGAAUGCUCAGUCCUGUCACCCCUUACAGUCUAUUGAAGAUGCACUGGUCUCCGGAGCACGCCGCCCCUUUAUCGCAGUGGCCUGAACAGCACCUUGACGUCACCUCCACCACCUCGCCACCAUCUGCCCACAAACACGACCCCUAUGCCACAGCUGCUCGCCGAAGCUACGGCCCUGCAAGUUAUCCUUGGGCCAGUGACGACAUAUCAGCCCUUACUGCUUCUUCUCUGCUCAAACGCUACGCUGAGAAGUACUCAGGCUUGGAACGCCCUGCUGUGGGAGCUUACACAGAGCAUGGAACAUUCUUAAAAACAGAAUCUGAGCCCUGGACUCUGGGUCAGGGUAUGGACUGUUACCCUGGACUUGAGGCACUAACUGGCACCAAGGUGGGCGCUGCCUCUGUGGGGAUCCCAACCACAGGAAGUGUAACAGUAGUGAGCAGUAAUUUGGGCCCCGAGCCAGGCUUUAGUGGUGCUGGGUCCUGCAGCGCCUCAUCAUCUCAGGAAUACCCUCCUGCUUACAACAGCACCUACUUGUCUUCAGGAUACUGCCCUCAGCCCAGUGCAGCACUUCCACCUGCUCCUCUACACUCUUUGCAGGCCCCGCCUACUUUAGUGCCCAACUACAGCCCUAGCCCUCCUGUCUACAACUAUCCACCAGGAUGCUAUCCCCAAACCAGCCUGUCCUCGGGCUACAGCCACCCCAGUGCCUCCUACCUGUCCUCUGGGAUUAGUGCUCCCACUCCUCUGGCCCCUAGGCCUACCAUGGUGGGGGGCAGCUACAACUACUCAUCUCACAGUCUUGGAGGGACCCUCGAGACAGGUGCACCUCUGAAACGCAAGGCCUUUGAAAUGACAGAGGAAGGACAAGAUGGAGCAGAGGUGGAAGGAUCACGCUAUAGAAAAUAUGGCAAUGGGAACAGUCAUAACAAAGCUCCCGACAACAGGCACGGCAAUGGCUAUGAUAUGAGUGGCCCCACCUCAGAUGCACAGGCUUUUAAAUCUGGAAAGCCCCUCAUAUCACCCCCUUAUGGCAGGGCAGGGGAGUACAGCCCACCUUCAGGCCUAGCAGGAGAGAGUGUAUCGGGGGAGCACAACUUUCCUCAGCGGCAGAGAAUGCCAAUGAAGAUAUCUGGAUCUCACGCACAGUCUGAGGACCCCACUGGAGGGCACUAAUAGGCCAGGUCGGCAUAUUGAAGGAUUUCCUCACUCCUUAAAACCACCCAGGGUUCCUAACCCUAACAGACUUGGGGAAGUAACACUGAAUUUGUCAAUUAAAAGUUUAAGUUCCCUACUGAACAGAAGAGGACACUGGACUGGUGUUUCUUGUGCAUGUUUAACAUUGUCGUUGCUCAUGUUUUCCCAAAGAUUCACAUAGGCAUUUCGCCCUGUAAGGCGAGGCGAGGUCAGUCUUGAGGAGUGAGGUUGAGGCAUUCUCUACAUAGAUAUCAUUAAGACAGUCUAAAUGUAUGAGCGUCUGUUUCUCUCAGGAUCCUAUUUAUUCCCUUUCUGCUACUGUGGCAGCAGCACUGCAACAUUGUUUUAGGACUUGGUGUAAUUAUUUGUGGCCAUUAUUAUUUUAAAAGGCCUUUGACUGCAAUACCACAAAAAAAAAAAAAAUUACGACCAAAAAGUAAAAAGAGCAAUAACUGAAGUGGUGAGAAUGCCAUGCUGCUUCAGAACAAUCCCGACUACGCCACUGAGUGUAAGGCUUUGUGCUCGGCUUGGCCUUGAAAAAAGAAUGAUUCCCUUGUUUUCAGGUUUCAUUUUUACUUAUUUACUACUUCUUUUUUUUUUAAUCUCCAUCUUUAUCUUUAUGUUCUCAGUGCAGAACAACUGGCUUUUUUGUCCAUUUUAUUCAUAUCAAGCUGCUUAUCAAGUGAUUAUGUAGUAAUAUACACCCUUUUAAAGGGCAGUUGACCUCAGAAUCAAAUUUAUGUAUUUUUCCUGCUAUUUAUCAAUCAAGAGUCUAGUCAGCAAGCCAGUAUUUCUAUUGAAUUUAAUGGAAUUAAAUGGCAUUUGCCCUUCAGUACAUAAAAAAACACAGAAAGAAGCAUUCAGUAGCAAAUAAUAUAUUUCCAUUACUUUAAAAAAAAUCACAAAUCUUGUUGUGAGCAGUUUCAUUUAAGAACUUAUAUAUAUAUGACAAGAGACUCGUGCUCAUGACAGAAUGUAAUAUUAGCUAGCCACACACCUCUUUUGGUGUAUGUGGACUUAAAGAAAAUAGUCCCUACAUAAAAUUAUUUUUGAGCACCACUUAGAUGGUUACAGCUAGUAACCCACACCGGAACCACCCAGACUGAUAAAUAGCACUACAGGCAAGAAGGAAAAUACAUAAAUUGAAUUUGCAGGUGAACUGUCUUUUUUUUUUUUUUGCUUGAAGUAGAUAAAUACUUUUAAUUUGUUUUAAAUUCGUUAACAAUAUGUUCAGUCUCACAGUGCUCAAGUAUGGGCAGAGCAUCUUCACAGCAUGUUCUUUACAGAGAUUUCUACUAAUCCUAAACAGAACUUUCUAUCUAACUGUACAAAUCAACAAAAACCAAGCAUGAAUGUGCAUAUGAUUUACUUGGUGCAGGUUAGCUGCAUAAAGGCUCUUUGUUGCUUCAGUUUGGCUGCACAGGCAUGCAUGUUGCAGGAGAGGAUAUAUGCUUCUGAGCGAGUGCCUCUAACAGUGUUUUGUUCAACUACAUACUUUAUGGAAAUGUACCUGCCUGUCGCUAGAUUUUGUUUUCUUUAUAUGUUUUUCUCUUUUACUUUUGCCUCUCAGAAGGAUGAUUUAUCGUGUUAUUGAAUACUCAGGAAGAAUAUUGUUACCUCAGAAUGAUGAACUAAGAAUGUAUGUUGACACCUUAGGGUGCCGGUAGGGAGCUUUAUAGAGCAAGAUGAAAACGGAGCCAUGGCUGACACUUCAGGGAAACAAUGAACUUGUAAGGCCUUCUAAUAGUGGAAACACGCAUGCACGUACACAUGUACAUGCGCACACAUAAACACUUACAUGGCUUCUUAGCUCCGGGAAACUUGAGGUUUUUAUAUCAAGGCCUGAAAUGUUGAAUGUAAUUCAGAUAUUUUUUUUAAAGACAUGCCGUAUGUACAUCGAUGAUUUUUUUAGAUAUAUUUUUUUCAGUGUAUAGAUGUAAUUCUCCCAUAGAUUUUGGCGGAGAAAAUAUUGACAUGUUAAGUGUUAGUGUAGUUAGCAGUGGGGAAAAGGAAAAGCACUCCUAAUAAACACAUAUCAAGACGUACACACACUACAGUAUAUAUGGUAUAUAAAAGGAAUGUUUAUUAAAUGUCUUAAUAAAAUAUCAUCUCCAGUCUCAGUAUUUUAAAACCACUUGACACAGCAACACGAGUCAUUCAGCUUGAAUUUAGCUCUAACUUCAAGAAGAAGGAAGUUAAAUAUCAACAGUGUGUGCACAACUUUUUGCUGCUCCGCUAUGCUGUUGAUUUAUGAACUGUGCCAACCUCUUAUUUUUGCAAAGUAAAUGAAUGAUCCAGGAAACUCCUACUUCAGUUUUGACUUUAAGGGGUGUUACCAACAGGUGUUAACUGAAACGCCUCUAGAUGCCACUGGAUAGAGUCACAAGCCAUCAGAGUAAAAAAUGAGAAAGUGUGACGUAGUGUUGAGCGAUGGAGUGAUGUAAACUAACUGCAGUGUCAUAAACUGGCAGAAAUGUUAUCACCUGAUUGCUGUAACAGAUUGUCCACAAACAGCAGCGAUUGGUCCCACAUGGGAAAUCUGUUCAAAUGGAAAAAAAGGGGGUGGGGGGGGUCAAUGUGUUCUGCCAGGGCAAAUGAAACAUGAUUUCCAGAUUUGUCUGGUUUCCAGGCUAGGCUGCUAAGUUUUACCAAUGACCCUUCAGUUUUAGCCGGAAAUUCAAUGUGAUUAAAAAAAAUAUUUUAAUACCUUUUGACUGUCUUACUCAAAAUGUGGUUUAGUGUGAAAAAGUAGGUGCUCAUCAGGGAAAGUUUCAGAAUAAACUGAAGUUAAAAAAUGCAGAUUAGUAAAAAGGUGCUGAGCAAAUAAUUAUGCAUUCUUACCCGCAGGUUUUUACGAAUGUUCACGUGCUUAGUUACAACAAAUUUAAUUCUCUUCAACACAGAUUGUGCGCUGCGUUCCCAACACACACUGCGGGAAGCAUUUGCUUUUUCUUGGUGUUACUCUGAUUCAUUGGAGGAAGUAGAGUCGAUGUUUGCCCCACAGAUGGAGAAUCAGACUUCAUUGUAAUCUUUGUGAUUCAGAUGUACUUUUGUUGUAUCUUGUGCAUUCUCUGUAACUGUUUCUACCUCAUUUUUGAAGAACCUGUACAUGGAAGUAUUUAUUUCAUGUCAUUUCACAUGCCAGUUUAAAGAGCAGUGUUUCAAGCUGUUGACCUGUUAUAGUCUACCUCACUAGAGACUGUUGUGUCAUGGAAAUGAAGAUAUUAUACCAAAAAA
This is a messenger RNA of Archocentrus centrarchus (flier cichlid), 4794 nucleotides long. Its product is annotated as fidgetin. NCBI's taxonomy places the organism in Eukaryota, Metazoa, Chordata, Actinopteri, Cichliformes, Cichlidae. Bases 364 to 1536 code for a protein of 390 amino acids. The record is from RefSeq and is a predicted model, not a curated record. The transcript is spliced from 3 exons.